This is a messenger RNA of Cicer arietinum (chickpea), 1074 nucleotides long. RefSeq names its product oxaloacetate tautomerase FAHD1, mitochondrial. Gene Ontology annotation, cellular component: mitochondrion. The record is from RefSeq and is a predicted model, not a curated record. Gene Ontology annotation, molecular function: acetylpyruvate hydrolase activity. NCBI's taxonomy places the organism in Eukaryota, Viridiplantae, Streptophyta, Magnoliopsida, Fabales, Fabaceae.
UUUGCUUACUUAGUAUUUUCCAACCUCUCUCAUUAUUAACGAGUAACCAAACAAUAGAAAAUAUUCUGAAAGACGUGUUUUCUCUCUUUUGUUUCAUUUUUCUCUUCCAGAAGACUUCGAGACAGUGGAAGAAUUGUGGGAGAGCGAGCGCAAGGAAAUGUCGACGGCGUCUUGUCAGAAGCUAUUUGAAUUGGGCACGAAGAUCAUCGGCGUUGGUAGAAACUAUGCCGCUCACGCUAAAGAACUAGGCAACGCUGUACCCAAGUCACCGGUAUUAUUUCUCAAACCGACGUCGUCUUACUUGAAAAAUGGCGGAACAAUCCAAAUCCCACACAACGAGAGUUCUCUCCAUCACGAAGUCGAACUCGCCGUCGUCAUCGGAAAGAAAGCUCGUGAUGUCCCUGAAUCCUCUGCCAUGGAUUACGUUGCCGGUUAUGCACUGGCACUGGAUAUGACUGCCAGGGAUCUUCAAUCUGCUGCUAAGUCUGCAGGUCUUCCGUGGAGUCUGGCAAAAGGCCAAGACACUUUCACACCAAUUAGUCCUAUUUUGCCCAAGACAGCAGUGCCAAACCCUGAUGAUCUAGAAUUAUGGAUAAAGGUAGAUGAAGAAAUUCGGCAGAAGGGCUCAACUAAGGACAUGAUAUUCAAAAUUCCAUUUUUGAUUAGCCACAUUAGCUCGUUCAUGACAUUGUUUGAAGGAGAUGUCAUUCUAACUGGCACUCCCCCAGGUGUUGGCCCUGUGAAAGAAGGUCAAAAAAUUACUGCAGGAAUUACAGGCCUUGUGGAUGUGGAGUUUAAUGUUGAAAAAAGAAAAAGUUCUGGAAACUAAUCAUAUAUGGGUAUCUCUUGCCAAGCAGGAACAAAAGAGGAGUACACCAUAAAACUCCUUAUUUGCAGUCUGAGUCUGUACAAUAUUAAUCAGUUUGUUUUCUAUUCCUAGAACUAGAAUCUGGAUCUCAGUGGAAGUACCAAUUUAAGCAAUUUUAAGCACCAUGAAAAUGAUGAUAACUAUUUGUUACCGUGAAAAAUAAUUAUUAUUAUGAGCUCAAUAAGACACCACCUGAUUUAUGAUGA